Messenger RNA from Aspergillus thermomutatus, 1101 nucleotides. RefSeq lists its product as uncharacterized. Bases 1 to 1101 code for a protein of 366 amino acids. The transcript has 3 exons. NCBI's taxonomy places the organism in Eukaryota, Fungi, Ascomycota, Eurotiomycetes, Eurotiales, Aspergillaceae. The record is from RefSeq and is a predicted model, not a curated record.
AUGAUCGUUGUUUUGUCGCAGGUCGCGGCUGCGGGGAAGAGUGAUGUCGCCAGUGGCAGGGUUGGGUACAGCUAUGGACAGCCUAUGCCAGUGACCUGUUUGAACCGGACAAUUGACUCUGGAGAACAUAUCACGGACAAUCUCGGCAAGCUGCAAUACAUUCCCUUCCCAACCUGCAACGAGACCUUCCUCCCGCUUGCACUCCGCUACGGCGUGACAGAGACUAUCAAUUGCACCAUCAGCUCGCUCCCCGACGAGCUCUACCACCUCCUAGAAUAUUACGUCCACUCGGACGUACCACUAGCCUGUCGCGUGCCCACAGCACCCCUCGCCCCAUCCGCGCAAGCGGGCCCAUCCCCAGAUACCAAGAACGGCGAAACCACCGACCUCUCUCCCCUCGACAAUGGCGGACCGGCAUACACACCCCUUACCUUCGCUCUGCAAGGCACCCUGCAGCGCAGCCACCUGCACAUCUGGACAGACAUGAACGUCCUCGUGCACAGUAUCGCCUCGGCGAGCAAGACCAAGAAAAGUAAUCGGAAGAGCAAGCAUGCGAAGCCGGGGUACGUCGUGGCCGGUACCGCGUACUCGAUUCCCGAGUUCGACGGCCCUGUUCCGAACGAGAAAGACGCUGGCGAUGACGACGCGGCUGUUGCUGUUUCCGAGGCGGCGCGCGACCCCUGGACGGCCGGGCACGGCACGAAGGUCAUUCGCGGCGAGCCGCUCACGUUCACGUUCCAUGUGAGCUGGGUUGAAGGCGGGAAGGGGAUCUGGUGGCCUGCUGGCGGCCCGGAUACCGGGGACGGAUCGUCUGGCGUGGCGUCGUUCUUUUCCAGGCUGUUCUUCUUCGUGCUGGCUGCGGGUGUCGGGGCGGUUGUUGCGUUGUACUGGGAGCGGAACGGGGCACGCCGACGGGCUGGAUGGCGCGGAGAUGGGAUUUUGGGGGCCUCUGCUCCUCGUGGGAAAGGGUCCGUUGGGAUCGCGUACGGCAAUGGUGGUAAGACAAAUGGGUAUGGGGGCUAUUCGCCUGCGAGCAAUCCCUCUGUGGUCGCUGCUGGUGGUGGGGGUUAUGGAUAUGGGGGGUAUGGGAAGAAGGACUGA